AUGCUCAGAAAUUCAACCCGAUUGUAUUCGCAGAUUGCUAAUAACUCCUUUCGCCUGACCCAAUUACCUAAUGGUCUUAAAGUGGCCACUUCUAGCACACCUGGUCAUUUCAGCGCCUUGGGGCUAUAUGUUGGUGCUGGAUCCCGUUACGAGACUAGAAAUUUGAAGGGUUGCACACACAUCCUUGAUAGACUUGCCUUCAAAUCUUCGGAACAUGUUGACGGGAGAACUAUGGCUGAAACUUUGGAAUUAUUAGGUGGUAAUUAUCAAUGUACUUCCUCUAGAGAAAAUAUGAUGUAUCAGGCCUCUGUUUUUAACCAAGAUGUGGAUAAAAUGCUGAACUUGAUGAGUGAAACUGUAAGGUAUCCGCUGAUAAAACAGGAGGAAGUAGAUGAACAAAAAAUGACAGCAGAGUAUGAAAUUGAUGAAGUAUGGUUGAAACCUGAAAUGAUUUUACCUGAAUUAUUACAUACUACAGCAUAUGGUGGGGAGACACUAGGCUCACCAUUGUUGUGCCCCCGUGAGUUGGUUCCCUCCAUUUCCAAAUAUUAUUUGGCAGAUUAUAGAAACAAAUUUUACAAUCCUGAAAACACGGUUGCUGCCUUCGUUGGUGUAUCUCAUGAACAGGCUCUAGAGUAUGCAGAUAAACACUUAGGUGAUUGGAAGUCGUCACAUCCUCCUAUUGCAAAAGCCCCUGCGGUAUACCAAGGUGGUGAGACUUGUGUUCCACCAGCACCAGUGUUUGGUAAUUUACCUGAACUUUAUCACAUUCAGAUUGGAUUUGAAAGCUAUCCUAUUGAUCACCCAGAUAUUUAUGCUGUGGCCACUUUGCAGACGUUAUUAGGUGGUGGUGGUUCCUUUAGCGCCGGUGGCCCAGGAAAGGGAAUGUACUCCAGACUCUACACUCACGUUUUAAAUCAAUUCUUCUUCAUCGAAAAUUGUGUUGCCUUUAACCACUCAUAUUCGGAUUCUGGUAUUUUUGGCAUCAACGUGUCCUGCAUUCCUCAGGCUGCUGCUUACGUGGUAGAUGUCAUUGCCAGACAAUUUAGUAAUUUGUUUGCUGAUAAAAAGUUUGAAUUAACAGAAGAAGAAGUAUCCAGGGCCAAAAAUCAAUUAAAAUCAUCAUUGUUAAUGAAUUUAGAAUCUAAAUUGGUAGAACUAGAAGAUAUGGGUAGGCAGGUACAGCUCAAUGGUAAAAAAGUACCUGUAGAAGAAAUGAUUGCAAAUAUUGAGAAAUUAACACCUAGUGAUAUAAAGCGUGUUGCAGAGACGAUAUUUACCGGUAAAGUAAAGAAUUCGAACGGGUCUACUGGUAAGGCAACUGUUGUAAUGCAAGGUCAAAGAGAGGCGUUUGGCGACGUAGAAACAGUUCUCAGACAAUAUGGUCUAGGAAACUAUCCUAAACUAGAAGAAGGUUCGAUUUCAAAACCAAAGACUAGAAGACUAGGCUGGUUCUAA
Zygosaccharomyces rouxii is the source of this 1458-nucleotide messenger RNA. It is a transcript of the gene MAS2, whose product is annotated as mitochondrial-processing protease subunit alpha. The transcript has a single exon. Gene Ontology annotation, molecular function: metalloendopeptidase activity; metal ion binding. NCBI's taxonomy places the organism in Eukaryota, Fungi, Ascomycota, Saccharomycetes, Saccharomycetales, Saccharomycetaceae. Gene Ontology annotation, cellular component: mitochondrion. The coding region runs from base 1 to 1458 and encodes 485 amino acids. The record is from RefSeq and is a predicted model, not a curated record.